CUGCAGACACUUUGCAUUAUUCUCCUACUUGCAGAAGUGACGAGCUAUAGUACACCGGCAAAACUUAUCGCGCCAGGACUCGUUGUACCUGGAACACUUUCCAUCACCGCCACUGACCUCUUCUUUGAUGCUGAUGAGGAGAAUCCUUUGUACAAGAAACAAGAUCCAAAGGUUUCCCUCGCAGCAGGUCAAGCUGAGGAAGAAAGUAGUGUGCGCAUCGUCGACAUUGCAAACAGCUCACUAGUUGGAGGAGCACACCUGAAAAUCAGCAUAAUCACGGUAGUUACGGGUAGAGUACAGUAA
Molecule: messenger RNA, 303 nt
Organism: Cylicostephanus goldi
Lineage: Eukaryota; Metazoa; Nematoda; Chromadorea; Rhabditida; Strongylidae
Source: the annotation of a GenBank genome assembly